GAUACUCGCUGGUCAUCAACUCAUUUAAUGAUUGAACGAGCAUUGUUCCUUCGCCUGGCUAUAAAUGCUUUCCUCUCAUCUGAUGAUUUCCAAGACCUCGCAAGAAACAACAACAUCAAUACGCAUGACUGGGAUCUUCUUGAUGACAUGAGUACAUUUCCACAGGUACCGCACCAGUUCCAGGAGCAGUUAUCUGCCGAGAAGACUCCGACACUUUGUGACAUGCUUCCAGCAUUCGAAGCUGUUUCAGCCCUGUGGCAAGCUCAGAAGGAAGAAUUUCCUUCACUUUCGCGUGCUAUUAAUGUGGGUCUUGAGAAGCUCUCAGAAUACAUGGAACUUGCUCGUGAUGUUCCAGCUUAUAUGCUUGCAAUGGGUAUGUCCCUUCUGGCUUUUAUUACUGAAUGA
This is a messenger RNA of Desarmillaria tabescens, 405 nucleotides long. RefSeq lists its product as uncharacterized. The annotation marks the transcript as partial. NCBI's taxonomy places the organism in Eukaryota, Fungi, Basidiomycota, Agaricomycetes, Agaricales, Physalacriaceae. The record is from RefSeq and is a predicted model, not a curated record. The transcript has 3 exons.